UGGAGUGGGAUAGCUGUCAAAAUAUUCGUGUCCAUAGAUUUGAUACACGUGCGUAUUUGUCUGUAGUUGUGCAUAAAAUAAAUAUUUGUGAAUUCUCGAAUGAGUCCAGUCGUGCAUAAAACAUAUUGUGUGUAUUUUAUCCAUCAGAAUACGGAUGGAAAAAAAAUACGAAUUCAAAAUUACAAGUACGAAAUCAAUCUUUACAGUUAGGCUUUCUUUGGUACGAGUACGACUUCGCACAAGUGACUCAACUGUCAAAAUACGUCAUCACCGCAUUCACAGGCAUUACUUGUUGAGAAAAGAAACAUAGAUCGAGAUCAAGACUGCGCAUGCGCUGAGGAUAACCGGGCUGGGCCAGAGCAAUAUAAAAGCUGGGCCUGUCUUUUGCGCCAAAAGCUAGAGGGUCUGUGGAAGAGGCAAGAUCGGUGAUGGCCUAGGUGUAUGUUGAACCAUGGCGGACCAAGGAAACCAGGAAUCACCGCUGACGACACAGUUAAUUCGGCACCUGUUCACCAGAAUAACAGAGAUACUGGAUCAGCAACAUUUGGAUCUGGACUAUUUCCACCUUCAGGAAAAGAUCAAUGUGGCCCUAACUCCAGAGGGAGCCCAUGCUCUUGUAACUGAAGAAAGCAGUGGACGAGGACGCCCCAAAUUUCAAGUUUCUGAAGACAUGCUGGCCCACUUGAUUGACAUGUCCUUACCAAUAUCAUCUAUAGCGCACCUGUUGGGCGUCAGUGAAUCAACCAUCUUCAGGCGCAUGCGUGACCUUGGACUAUCAAGCAGAUCUUCAUACAGUAGUUUAACCGACACCGAGCUAGAUAAUGCUGUGUUAUCAAUAAAGUCAAGACUGCCGAAUGCAGGAUACAGAAUGGUUAAAGGAUGCUUACAGGCAGAAGGACACAGGGUCCAGUGGGAGCGGGUGAAGGACUCCAUGCACAGAGUUGAUGCGGAUGGAGUUUUCCAGCGACUGAUGCAGCUUGGGUGCAUUGUCUGAAGGACGUACUGUGUACAACAUCCAUUGUCCCUAGUCCAUAUGGACACAAAUCAUAAAUGAAUAAGGUACAACAUGGUCAUAUUUGGAGCAAUUGACGGUUACUCCAGAAAGAUCAUGUACCUGGAGCCAGCAACAAAUAACCGAUCAAGCACGGCUCUUUCAUUUUUUCUGAAAGCGGUAGAAAAGUACGGUUGGCCUUCCAGGGUCAGGGGUGAUGAAGGGGUUGAAAAUGUGGCGGUUGCUGAAGCCAUGUUCAGUGUGAAAGGCACGGGAAGAGGUAGCUUCAUAGCUGGAAAGAGUGUGCAUAAUCAAAGAAUUGAGCGGUUGUGGCGAGAUGUCUGGGUUAGCGUCACCCAGCUUUACUACGAGGUACUUCACAGCCUCGAGGAAGAAGGCCUGCUGGAUUUGUCAAACAUUCUUCAUCUGUUUUGUGCCCAUCAUGUCUUCCUCCCUCGUUUGGCAGACAGCCUAAACACGUUUGUGGAGGCAUGGGAUAACCACCCAUUAAGGACGGAAGGUGGUCUUACCCCCAACCAACUCUGGGUUUUGGGGAACAUGUCCCAUGGCGAAACUGAAGAAUUGGAGAACCCAGAGUUGUUUGGAACGGACUGGGAGUCAUUUGGUGCGGUCAGAAAUGACUUUGGCGUGCAUGUCCCAGAACAUGAGAGCCCCCUGUCUCCAGCUACAAUGGAAGCUGUGAGGUCUGUUAUUAAUCCCCUUGCAGCAUCCCAAUCAUUUGGUAGGGACCUGUAUAUAGCAAUGAUGCAGAUUGUGACAACAGAAUUAGCAGUGGUUGAGUAAAUCUUAUGACAAAUUGCUACAAAUACCUUUAAAUGCUGAAUUUGACAUCAGUCUGAGCAGUUGAGUAAAGAGCAAUGCCCUUGUUUUUUUCUUUCUGUUUCCAACAACACACACACACACACACACACACACACACACACACACACACACACACACACACACACACACACACACACAUAUAUAUAUACUAUGUAUAUAUAUGCCUGCCCACAGUAUGUACUGUUCUGAAACUUUUGCUGUGCAAGACAUUUCAUAAGUAUUUUUCUGUUGUUUGUGCAAGACUAUAAUACCUAACUGUUCUCUACAUCAAAUGUGUAACUGGACUGAUGCAUAAACUGGCCAUUUUCAAUUAAAGCGUUUUGGAA
Messenger RNA from Alosa sapidissima (American shad), 2160 nucleotides. RefSeq lists its product as uncharacterized. Lineage: Eukaryota; Metazoa; Chordata; Actinopteri; Clupeiformes; Clupeidae. The record is from RefSeq and is a predicted model, not a curated record. Bases 1067 to 1795 code for a protein of 242 amino acids. The transcript has 8 exons. Gene Ontology annotation, molecular function: nucleic acid binding.